AAAACACACACCACUUCAACAUAAGUCUAGGUACCUUCCAAAUCACCACGAUGUACUUAAUCGUUGCGCUUCUUGCGUGGCAGUGACGCUAACGAUAUUACCACCUUGAAACUCCUCCCAACAGUUCGGAGGAGAACUCUCUCACCCACAUUUUGAAGAGGAACAAAAAAAGAUCUGACAGCAGUUACUGCCCUCCAUCCACAUUCUCCGGGAGAGUCACGGGAUUUCAAUGUUCAGCCUGCUCUUUUAUUUCUGUGUUGAAUUGGGCCAUCCAUAUAUGGCGUAUGUGAGCGUCAGUGGAGACUUCUGCCAGGCACAGCACCUCGCCUUUGUGGACAAGUGAAUCGUCCGCCCCCCUCGGGACUACGCUACCCAGAAACCCCCCUGAAGCCAGCACCCUGGGAAACCCUGCCUUCUCUCAACGGUCCCCUGGGAUACUGCGUAGUCCUUGGACAGAUUGCCCAGCUCUGAUCCCCGUGCCGCCAAUAAGAAAACUGCCUAGUUCUCUUCUAGUUCCUGCUUUCUCUCCCAGCAGCCAAUCACAUACCGCUCUCCUGAAUGGGCCGUCUUGCCAACAUGAACCGCCCUGCAGCCGUGGAGAUUGCCUAUGAUUGCAUGAGGUUUCUCAUCACCCACAACCCCACCAACGCCACGCUCAACAAAUUCACAGAGGAACUGAAGAAGUUCGAGGUGAACACGUUGGUAAGAGUGUGUGAUGCCACUUACGACAAGGCCCCAGUGGAGAAGGAGGGAAUACAAGUUGUGGACUGGCCCUUUGAUGAUGGCGCCCCACCCCCCACCCAGAUUGUGGAUGACUGGCUGAAUCUGCUGAAGACCAAGUUCAGAGACGAGCCUGGCUGCUGCAUCGCCGUUCACUGUGUGGCGGGGCUGGGCCGAGCUCCAGUCCUGGUGGCCUUAGCACUGAUUGAAACUGGGAUGAAGUAUGAGGAUGCUGUUCAGUUCAUACGACAGAAAAGACGUGGCGCAUUCAACUCCAAACAGCUUCUUUACCUCGAGAAAUACAGACCCAAGAUGCGCCUGCGGUUCAAGGAUGCCAAUGGCCAUAACUGCUGCAUCCAGUAAAGUCUGUCUGUGCCGCGUUUCCAUCAAAAACAGCAGCAGCAUAUAGUGGGGCGAACAUGAUUCCAACCAAGGGGAGAUAAAGCAACAACGAGAGAAAGCUAUCAGUAAUUAUUAUGAUGAUUUUUUUUAACACAGACACGGCUAAUCGAUGAAGUAACAAGCAGUUGAUUGGAAUGAAUGCAGAUCUAGGGGUCCAACCAGCCGAACCAAUGAACGUGGUCAAAGGUCAAAGCACACAAUGGCCCGCCUCCCAUUUACGUGUCCACCCCCCCACCCCCCCACCCCCCGAUACUUAAGUACAUCCUCCUUUUUACAUUUAAUCAUGGAAUAGCUUUUCCUCUUUAAACAUGUGAAUGAAAGUUUAACAAUGGUGACGAUAAAUCAACAUGUAAGGGUAUCAAUAUGAUUGGUUCGUAUUUUGUUUUCUUAUUAAUGAUAAUUAUGCAUUUGCCCAUGGUUUAUGUACCCUUUUAAAAAAAUAUUUCUCUUCAGCGCAACAAUGUUUUGCUGUUUGAAUGAAGAACUUAAAAUGGCAUUCCAUUUGUGUUUUUGAGGUAUCUUUGCACAACAGAAAAUCUUCCACUUCCAAAAGUUCCACUGAAAAUGCAGUAAUGUUUUUCUCUCCCCCCCACUUGCUUGGAGUCACUUUUUAAUUGCUAGGUUGGCUGGCUUUUAAAUAUGUCCACUGUAUUUAUUCACUGGCUAUAACAAGCAAGGAAGUCUGGAGUUUGGUUGGGGCAAGGACACUGUCUUUUUCUCCUUUUUUUUUCUAGAGCCAUGUCGGUUUCACUUUUUUUUUUUUAAUUAUUAUUAUUUUUUGGAAACAUCUUGCGGGAGUGCAAUAUUCAGUCCACCUCAGAAAAGCCCCCAAACCCCCUUAUGACCGUCCUAUAUACAAACACACACAAACACGCGCGCGCACACAGCCAGUUUCACAGGAAGACACUUGGCUAGUCUUACUGUGGGUACUUCUUUUCCAUUCACUAAGGCUGUUUCCUGGGUUUACAAUAGGACGUCCCUACAGUGACUGCGCUGUCAUAUGCGCUCACACUGAUUCCAACUGUUAAUUCCUACUCUCUAAAGGGAAUGGGUUGGAAAAGAAAGCAAAUGGCCAGUUUUUUAAUCAUUGUACCCGUUUUGAAGACAUCCCCAAUUCUUAUUAGUUUUAAAAGAUAAAUAAAGACGUUUAAAUAAGA
Molecule: messenger RNA, 2279 nt
Organism: Esox lucius (northern pike)
Lineage: Eukaryota; Metazoa; Chordata; Actinopteri; Esociformes; Esocidae
Gene: ptp4a2b
Product: protein tyrosine phosphatase 4A2b
Exons: 7
Coding region: 559-1083 (174 amino acids)
Biological process (GO): protein dephosphorylation
Cellular component (GO): nucleus
Molecular function (GO): protein tyrosine phosphatase activity
Source: RefSeq, a predicted model, not a curated record